This is a messenger RNA of Vigna angularis (adzuki bean), 828 nucleotides long. RefSeq lists its product as uncharacterized. Bases 178 to 645 code for a protein of 155 amino acids. Lineage: Eukaryota; Viridiplantae; Streptophyta; Magnoliopsida; Fabales; Fabaceae. The record is from RefSeq and is a predicted model, not a curated record. The transcript has a single exon.
AUUGAACCUUAAUCUAACCAAGCUAAUGUAGGUAAACAACAAAAAGCCACCUGAAGCAAACGGGUGAACCACUGCAUUCAAAACAGGACAACUUUCUGUAUCAUUUGUUAUUAUAUAAUGGUAAGUUGUGGCUUCUUCCAUUACCAUCACAUUGUUUUAGCUUGAAAAAUUCUAGAGAUGGCCGGUGUUGUAAAGGAGCGUGAAGGGGCGGAGAUAGUGUAUGGUUCUGAAGAGUGUUAUCGUCAGUCGAUAGAGCUCUUAGAAGAGUUGGGUUUUCCAAAGGGUGUUCUUCCCCUGCAGGACUUGGUGGAGUGUGGCAGAGUUAGAGAAACUGGGUUCGUGUGGAUGAAACAGAAGGCCCCUUAUGAGCAUUUCUUUGAAGGAACCAACACCAGGGUGAGUUAUGCAGUUGAGGUCACUGGGUAUGUGGAGAAGUUUAGGAUGAAGAAAAUGACAGGCAUUAAGAGCAAGCAGAUGCUGCUGUGGGUGCCAAUAUCUGAGAUGAGCAUUGAAGAUCCUAAGGGGAAGAAGAUACUCUUUAAGACCCCUGUGGGAAUAGGAAAGUCCUUCCCUAUCAUCGCAUUCAUGACUCCAGAGGAAAAGGAAAAUCACAUGCUGUUGCAGAAUAACGUGAUCGAAGAAUGAUUAUUCAUGAACUGAUACAUGCUUCUGAGUGAGGUCUUUCUAAUGAAUAAUGAGCAACGGAAUAUUCAAGAAAUUUUUAUUAGUUUAAUUUGUAUGCAAUUUAUUGUUGUUGGUAUUAAUAUGAUAAUUAUCAUAAAAAUCAUUAAUUACAUCAUAUAUAAACUGUUUGUUUGUUUGUUAUUA